This is a messenger RNA of Scutellospora calospora, 699 nucleotides long. NCBI's taxonomy places the organism in Eukaryota, Fungi, Glomeromycota, Glomeromycetes, Diversisporales, Gigasporaceae. The record is from the annotation of a GenBank genome assembly.
AUGGAUAAAAGUUCUCGAUAUAGUGUUUUGGCUGAUGACACACUCGCAAUUAUUAUCGAAAGGAAUAAAUGUAGGGAGGAAAAUAUUGACUAUCCACACGAAAAUACGAUCGAUAAGAAUAUGAACAAAUUAAAGAAUGGGAUUAAAGAGUUAGAACAAGAAUUAUCAACAAUAGAGGAAUCAGGGACUAUGAGUUCCAAAGAGCUUAAAGAAAGGGAGGAUGUACUUAUCCGAUUAACAAACCAAGUCGAAAAGCUUGAAACAUUGGUACAAGAUAGGCAAGACAUCUCAGCAAGGGAGUUGCUUCUUGGACUUAAUUCGACGCAAGGACCUUCUUCUAGACAAAAGACGAAGACAGUAAGAUUUUCAGACCAAAUAAUAGAAGCGGAAUAUAUGGAGAAUUCUGAAGUUCUUCAAUUACAACAGCGGAUCAUUCAUGAACAGGAUCGUGAUUUAGAUAGAUUAAAUGACGCUAUAGGACGUCAAAGAGAACUAGGGAUAUUGAUCGGUGAUGAGCUGACUUAUCAAGUUGAGUUAUUAGAAGAUACGGAAGGAAUGGUUGAUCAAACUGAAAGAACUCUAGAUAAAGCAAAAAGGAGCCUCUCAAAGGUUUCGAAAGGAGUUAAAGAUAAUGGUUGUUAUUGUGUAAUUUUUUCAUUAAUCCUCGUACUUAUUAUUAUAAUUGUUCUUGCUAAAUAG